This is a messenger RNA of Manihot esculenta (cassava), 1185 nucleotides long. RefSeq names its product ferritin-3, chloroplastic. The record is from RefSeq and is a predicted model, not a curated record. Lineage: Eukaryota; Viridiplantae; Streptophyta; Magnoliopsida; Malpighiales; Euphorbiaceae. Gene Ontology annotation, molecular function: ferrous iron binding; ferric iron binding. Gene Ontology annotation, cellular component: cytoplasm. Gene Ontology annotation, biological process: intracellular iron ion homeostasis; iron ion transport. The transcript is spliced from 8 exons. Bases 132 to 938 code for a protein of 268 amino acids.
UACUCUGGUCACUCAAUUUAUAUGUUCUGCAUCUUCUCUUCGCCCAACGUUCUUCAAUUUCAUUCCAUCUCCGAUUUGGCUUUCGAGUUUCUGUUUCUGCCACACAAUUUCUUCCCCAGUCUAUAGUAGAAAUGCAAGCAACAACGUUUCUGAGAGCUGUUUCAGCUUUUUCUCUGUCAGCCAGACAGAGAGAUGCUGCUUUUAGUUCCAGCAAUGGUCUUUCUUCUUCUUCUUCUUCUUCUUCUUCUUCUCUCUCAGCUCUCAAAUUAUCGCCAGGACGGCCAAGAAACAGCCGUGUGGUCUCUGCCGCUAAGGAGAGCGGUUUGCAGUUGACUGGUGUAGUUUUCCAGCCAUUUGAAGAGGUCAAGAAGGAAGCUUAUGUGGUUCCUAUCUCUCCUCAAGUUUCUCUCGCUCGCCAGUCAUAUGGGGAUGAGUGUGAAUCUGCCUUAAACGAGCAGAUCAACGUGGAAUACAAUGCUUCCUACGUAUACCACGCCAUGUUCGCAUAUUUUGACAGGGACAACGUUGCCCUGAGGGGCCUAGCCAAAUUUUUCUGGGAGUCCAGUGAAGAAGAAAGAGAGCACGCUGAAAAGCUAAUGAAGUAUCAGAACACACGUGGUGGGCGAGUUAAACUGCACUCUAUGGUGAUGCCUCCGACAGAGUUUGAGCAUGUAGAGAAGGGAGAUGCAUUGUAUGCUAUGGAAUUAGCAUUGUCUUUGGAGAAGUUGACAAAUGAGAAACUGUUGAGCUUGUACAGUGUGGCAGAUCAAAGUAAUGAUCCAGAAAUGACAGAAUUCAUUGCGAGAGAGUUUUUAAAAGAGCAGGUUGAAGACAUUAAAAGGAUAGCAGAGUAUGUCACUCAAUUAAGGAUGGUUGGUAAAGGCCAUGGAGUGUGGCACUUUGAUCAGAUGCUUCUGCAUGAGGAUGAUGCUGUAUGAUGUAGAUUACAACUUGUACUUUGUUCUUGGUUUAAGUAUGCCCUUCUGUAUUAAAAUUAUAGGACUUUUGUAGCUUUGGUGUGUCGGUGAAAAUAAAUUAGCAUUGUGCCACAUAGAUUGUAUAGACAUCGAUGUGUACAGAGCAGGUGGCUGUCUUGGUUAAAAAAAUGAGAGUAACCUCACAGGAGUAGGUGACAGAAUGUGAGCUUUUGUAUCAUUUGAGUAAUGCUUGAUACUUUCUUGACUA